Epinephelus fuscoguttatus (brown-marbled grouper) is the source of this 3230-nucleotide messenger RNA. Its product is annotated as sialoadhesin-like. Bases 87 to 1799 code for a protein of 570 amino acids. The record is from RefSeq and is a predicted model, not a curated record. The transcript is spliced from 11 exons. NCBI's taxonomy places the organism in Eukaryota, Metazoa, Chordata, Actinopteri, Perciformes, Serranidae.
CUGUACACUGACUAGCACUCCAUUCUGUCUCCUUCAGCCUUAACAUUGUAAAGAGACUGAUUCUAAGUUUAGAGACUGCACCAGCCAUGAUGUUGCUAGGAGCUGGAUGUUUAUUUGCAUAUUUCAUCGUGUACAUCUCAGGGGUUCAAGGGCGAGCAAACAGGAUCUGUGCUUUAAAAGGUUCAUCGGUGGAUCUGCCCUGCUCAGCUGAACAUCCCACUUCAACCAUGACAUGGCACACUGUACACUGGAAUGAAUCUUUGUUUAGGUCUCCAUUCGUUCAGAAUGACCUCUUAGAUGGAAAUCAUACAAGGUACAACAUGUCUGCGGAGAGUAACUUCACUCUAACAAUCAGUGAUCUGAGAGAGAGUGAUGCAAAGUUUUACUGCUGUGGAAACAUAACGGACAACCCAGGACGCUGCUGGAUUUAUAGAACAGAGCUCCGUGUGGCAGACCUGCAGGUGAAGGUGAUUCCCACCACAGAGGGACAGACAGUAACACUGAUAUGCAGCACCAGCUGUCCUCUGACUGAAAACCCUGCAGUCUACAUCUGGUACAAGAACAGAGAGUUCCUCUAUGAGGACUGGUCUCCCUGGUACCACCAGCUGGUCAGCAGUGAGGAAGCAGUCACAUACUCCUGUGCUAUCAAAGGCUACGAGCAUCUCAGAGCUCCUGAAGUCUCAGUGGAUUCUGUCACAUCGACCUGCUUUAAUGUGACUUAUGCUAAAGGAAGAAUGUGUUCUUACAAACACUCACCAGUGGAUGAGCCCUGCACCAUCACAUAUCCCAGAGAAGUCCAUGUUCAGAGGACACCUGCAGGGAGCCAUGUCACACUGACCUGUCACACCAGCUGCCCUGUGACUGCCCGUCAUACUGCCUAUAAAGGCUACAAGAACAGACAUGCUGUUGAAAGCUUCUCCUGUGCUGUAAAGGGCCACGAGGACCUGCGCUCUGCUGAAGUCUGUGUUAAGGAUAAGAACUGCUGGAGUGUGAAUUAUGACAGCAGGAGGAUUUGUGCUCUGGAAGGUUCUUCAGUGAACAUUACAAGUGAAUACUCGUAUCCUGACAACCAGCAGCCCAAGGCUAAAUUGUGGUAUAAAAUAAAGAGAACGGGCAAGAAAGCUGCAGAGAGACUGACUGAGGCUGCAGGUCGUGUGGAGUAUCAUGAGAACAAAAAGAACCACCACAUCCUGAGAAUUAAAAACCUGAAGAGAAAUGACUCAGCAGAAUACAUAUUCAGACUCAUAACAAAUGAAGGAAGAUGGAAACAGACAGGUCUCUCUGUAGUUACACUGAUUGUCACAGACCUGAAAGUGAAGUUCACUCCUUCUGCAGUGGUGACAGAAGGCCAGAGGAUCACACUGACCUGCAGUACCAGCUGUCCUCUCACUGACAACACAAACUACAUUUGGUUCCUCAACAGUCGACCUCUGACACUGACAGAGACCCAAACCAAACACCUGGUGCUAGACCCAGCCAGCAGUCAGCAUGCAGGAAACUACUCCUGUGGUAUCAAAACCCAGAGAGACAUCACAUCCCCUGAAGAGACUCUCACUGUUCAAGCUCGAGGGAAGUCAGUGGCAAUAAUUAAUACAGUACGACUGACGGUUGUGUUACUGAUCCCAAUUCCUCUGCUUCUCCUCCACCUGUGGGUGAGGAAGAAGAAAAUUCUGGCCGCCUUUGCUGAACCUGACACAAUACAGACUGGACAGAUGGACUUGCAGUAUAUCAACAUCUCACUCAUGGCCAUAAAUCCUGGGACUGCAGCAAGAAGAGACCAACUGAGCAGCAGGAAGUGACUGCAUAGCAUCUCCCUCUGGUGGUCAAGGUGUCUGUGCAUGCUUUUGUUCCAGAGUCACAUUUUAAGCUCAGAGCUGAUGCAGUAUAUGCCUAUGCGGUACAGCGAAAUAUCGAGAUCACAAAAAGCUGAUUUUAGCCAAGUUUUCCGAUAAAUCACUUUAGUUUUUACAGUUCAUCUUGUGAGGAGGGACUGUAUGUAUUUAUCAUUUUCCUUUUGAUAGCUGCAAACACAUUUUCCUGUAUUGACAAUAGAUGAAGGUUGGGAGAUCACCAAAAUCACUGGAUAAAUUUUAUGAGAACUAUGAAUGUUUGCACUAUAAAUUUUAUGGUAAUCCAUCCAAAGGUUUUUAAGAUAUUUCACUGUGGACCGGACACUGCCAUCCCUAGAGCCAUGUCACCAGUGUGACCAAAAACAAUUUUUCUAAAGCCAGUAUGUGAAGACCUUCAAUUACAAAUUACUGUUACUGAGCUGAAAGUUACCAACAGACGUAAAUUCAAGCACACAAUGUGGGCAUGCACCGACUCUGUCCUUGAUAAAUCUGAAUGUGAUCUUGCAAUCGUUAAAGUAAAAGUCACAAUAUAACUAUGUGAGAGCCAAAAAACAGAAGUGGAUCUAGAUCAGUUAACUGUCUUGCACUGUAUUGUAUUUUUCUCUUAUUCUGGUAUGAAACUGUGUAGUUCUAAUAAGAUUGAGCCCAUUCAGUCUGUGAUCACUGGCUCCCUCUAGUGGUUAUAAUGGGGACUUAGGAGAUGAGUCCACUGUUGAAAUAAGCUUUAAAUGUGAAAAUCAUCUUUGAGGGUUAACCCUUAGAGAUGACCAGAUUUGUUUAUUUUAAAGGAAUACCUCACCUGUAAAAUGAGCAUUUGUAUAUCAGUUUUUCACCGUGUUACAAUGAAGUUGGUAAAACGUUACAAUUUAAUAUGUCAGUACAAACUGUCUCAUGCGCUGCAAAGUAGCGUCCCUGGGCACACGUGUGUGUUUGAGCUCUGCUCAAGUCAAGCUCAAAUGAACACAUGCGUACUCAGGGCGUGCUACUUACAAACAAAUGUGUUUUACAUUGUAACGUUCAGGGGAAAAGCAUAAAACUGGAUACAGAUGUUUUGACUUUUUCUUUUGCUACGUGACAGCACGACAGGUAGGUGGGUGACAACGUGAAGAAAAAACAACAGCAUAACUUUGUCCCAUAUCAUCAUGUCUGUUUGUGUCUCUGCAAAGCAUCAUGGGUUCUAACCACAGUGAGGGUGAUAAGGCUGGUGUAUUUAGCUUAUGUUGCUGAUAUGUGAUAUGUAAAUGAAUAUGGAGCAACUGCAAACAGUUGCAAGGAAGUUAAAUUUGUCUGUAUUUGGCAGUUGGGCCUGUGGAGAUGUACUAGAGAUUAAUUAAGAGGGACUUUCCUUCGAAAUGCAUUCAGAUCAUAUAGUCCAAAUAU